Molecule: messenger RNA, 765 nt
Organism: Camellia sinensis
Lineage: Eukaryota; Viridiplantae; Streptophyta; Magnoliopsida; Ericales; Theaceae
Source: RefSeq, a predicted model, not a curated record
AUGACCAAAAAUUCUAGUGACUCUGACUCACUAGACAACCUCGUUGGCAUGUUUGUUAGCUUUUUUGAUCCGAUACCACCAGGUAAACUUUUACAAGCUCCUGAUGAAAAUCCAAGAGAAGAUGACAUCGAACAUCUUCUAGGCCUGUUGCAUUAUUGUUGUUGCAGUGAAUUUCAUUCAAUGGUACCCCAAAGAAAUACUGUUGGAAGAAAAGGUGAGUCCCUAAAAUCUGCAAAAGAGCUCCAAGAAGCCGGGAUCAAAUUCAAGAAGAUUGAGGGACGGAAUAUGUUCAACAUAAGGUUUGUAAAUCGGACAAUGGAAAUCCCAAUUUUAAAAAUUGAGGACGAUACAGAGUGUUUUUUCAGAAAUUUAAUUGCAUACGAGCAAUACCUUCCUGACACUUCAAGGAAUUAUUUCACUGCUUAUCGCAAGUUUAUGGAUCGCCUUGUGAACACCUCAGAAGAUGUCGAAAUACUUACUCACCGUGGAAUUAUUUUAAACCAUUUAGGUGACAAUGAAGCGGUUGCGGCUAUGAUAAACAAGCUCGGCUCCAAUGUCAUAUCAUCUAAUGUAGGUUACAACGAAGUUUAUGACAAUGUGAAUGAGCAUUGCAGGGGGAAAUGGAACUUAUGGUUGGCGAUCUUAAGACGGGAUUAUUUCAACACUCCAUGGGCACUCAUCUCGUUUCUUGCUGCUGUUGUGUUGCUUUUGCUCACUGUGUUACAAACCAUAUUUAGUAUUCAUCCUGUUGGAAAAUAUAACUAG